Molecule: messenger RNA, 1166 nt
Organism: Ictalurus punctatus (channel catfish)
Lineage: Eukaryota; Metazoa; Chordata; Actinopteri; Siluriformes; Ictaluridae
Gene: mmachc
Product: metabolism of cobalamin associated C
Exons: 4
Coding region: 38-814 (258 amino acids)
Biological process (GO): cobalamin metabolic process
Cellular component (GO): cytoplasm
Molecular function (GO): cyanocobalamin reductase (cyanide-eliminating) (NADP+) activity; FAD binding; demethylase activity
Source: RefSeq, a predicted model, not a curated record
CUCAAUUACCCAUGAUUCUUGGAGAGCGCCUUCAAAUAUGGCGACUUCCUGCGAUACGGUGGUGAAUGUUGUUAUUCAGCCUCUUCGGGAGUCUUUAAACACAUUAGGUUUUGAAGUUUAUCCUUUAAAGAUAGGAUGGUACAACGCAGUUGUUUCUCAGGCCCAUCAGCUUCAGUAUUCAGCGGAUACUCUGGCACUGGUGGUCCUGAGCACGCCGUCCAUGUUUGAGAAAGUGUUUCUGCCUUUCCUGCAGAAGGGCUGCUGUGGAGGUGUCAGCGAUCCGAUAGAUAAGUGUAUAGCCCAGACCAUCAAAUCCUGCGUCUCUGAGUGUCUUCCUGACCAGAGUGUAGAUAUCACUUUUGACUAUGAGAUGCUGCCCAGCAGAAAGCCCAAGUUUCUGGCUCAGUCUGCGGCUCAUGUAGCAGGAGCAGCAUACUACUACAAGCCAUCAGACAUUCAGGAUCCACCAUGGGGGAGCAAGAUGUUCGGAGUGUGUAUCCAUCCUCGGCUGGGGGGCUGGUUCGCUAUCCGGGCUUUGCUGGUGCUGAAGGGUGUAGAAGUGGGUAAAGCACUACAGCAGGUAGCUCCCCCUAACUGUGUUAGCUCACGGGAGGCCAGGAUAGAGCUUCUGGAGAGGUUUAACCUGUGCUGGCAUGACUGGACCUACAGAGAUAUCAUACCCACAGAGGAGUGCUACUCCACUAAACAAAGAGAGUAUUUCAUUACUCCUCCAGCCAAGCGGGGGGAGCUGCUGAGGCGCUGGGGCUUUCUACCUGAAGCAGAGACUGAGACACAGACCUCAACCAGCAAAUAAGGAUGGCUUUGACCUGGCAGCAUCUCAAAUCAGUAGAUUUGUCUCAAAACCAAAAUCCACACUGACGACCUGUUAUAGAUUAUUAGCUAAGGUGAAGGCACAAGGUAUUGAGCCAACAUGAAUGUUCUCUUCAGUUAAGUUGCACUGCAGGGUUGUAGUCUUUUGUGCUCUACAUUUUGUAACCUCAUAUUUAAGAGAGAUUUACUGUUGAUUUGAUGAUUGUCAGUAAUACAUUGGUACCGAGUAUGGAUUUAUGAACCUCUGGAUUCAUUACACAAGUUUUGAUGUAUCAUAUUAUUGACUUUAUUUUACUAACAACAUCAGUCACACAUUAAAACGAAACAUACAGUAA